This is a messenger RNA of Rubroshorea leprosula, 589 nucleotides long. The record is from the annotation of a GenBank genome assembly. Lineage: Eukaryota; Viridiplantae; Streptophyta; Magnoliopsida; Malvales; Dipterocarpaceae.
UGGAGAAGGCUGCAUUAUCUGAUGAGUACUUUAUUAAGAGGAAGCUCUAUCCAAAUGUUGAUUUCUAUUCGGGAUUAAUCUAUCGUGCAAUGGGAUUUCCAGCAGAGUACUUCACUGUUUUAUUUGCAAUUCCUCGAAUGGCUGGGUACCUAGCACACUGGAGAGAGUCUCUGGAUGAUCCUGACACGAAGAUAAUGAGACCACAACAGGUAUAUACUGGGGUAUGGUUGAGGCACUAUAUGCCACUGAGAGAGAGGAUGGUAUCACAUGAUGCAGACAAGUUAGGUGAGGUGUCUAUCUCAAAUGCCUCUAGGCGGCGGCUUGCUGGAUCAGGUGUUUAGGCUUAAUUUAUAUUGAUGGGAAGGAAAUAGAAGAGAAGAAAUAAAAAGACCUGAAUGUCUCUCGGUGGGAAAUAAUUGUAGAUGUGUUUGUGGCUCUGAAAGUCGAAAAGUAUAUGUUAGCCACUGAACUGUUAUGACUGCUUCAGUAUUGUUUGUUUGUUGUUAACAAGGCAAUUCACUCCUUUUUUUGAAGGAGUUGAUGUUUAGUUGUUUACCCAAUAAGACAAUAAUAAUUAUAUGUGUUUUCC